Molecule: messenger RNA, 7179 nt
Organism: Rhincodon typus (whale shark)
Lineage: Eukaryota; Metazoa; Chordata; Chondrichthyes; Orectolobiformes; Rhincodontidae
Product: LON peptidase N-terminal domain and RING finger protein 3-like
Exons: 11
Coding region: 243-2336 (697 amino acids)
Molecular function (GO): metal ion binding; protein binding
Source: RefSeq, a predicted model, not a curated record
CAUUUUUUUUGCUUUGUGGUUGGCGUUCCCUGCUCCAUAGGAAUUGGAAAGGAAGGGUCGGUGGUGUGGUGGGGAAAUCUGAAGGAUUAGGAGCCAGGCAUAAUGAGAGAGGGGUGUCGGAGUGAGGGAAGAGCUGGCUUGAUUUGAGUGGGGGCAGUAGGGUCUGGGAGCUGAUUUCAUCCUCCUCUUUCUGUCCUCCCCACCCACCACCUCCUGGCACUGUCCCCUGGUCUCCUCCAGCCAUGGGUUCAGAAGGAAGGGGUCUGGACGUGGUGCUGGAGCUGGCAACGGAGGCGAGGAAUUUCCAACUGGCUGCCGAGAUCUACCAGCGGCAGCUGCGGGCCAGGCAACAGCAGCAAGCGGGGGGCGAUCCAGAGGAGGUCCGCUUGAGACGUGCUCGCUGCCUGGUGCUGGCGGAGAGGCUGAGCGAAGCGCUUCAGGAGUACCAGCACCUCUCGGCUCAGGGCAGCCUGCGAGCCGAGCACCUGGGGGAGCUGGUGGAUUUCUUAGCCGGGAGCCUGAGGGUCAGCCAGGGCUGGGGAGAAGGUGAACCCCCGGGCGUGGGUUUGCUGAGCUGCCGCUGGUGUACGGGCACCUUGUUCGAGCCGGUCACUCUACGCUGCGGACACACUUACUGCAAAAACUGCCUGGAGAAGGAACGAGAGAGCCAGAGGGCUUGCUGCAAAGUUUGUAAAGAGAGAGUCCCUACUGCCGGAGCCUGCAGAAUCAACGUGGUCCUGAACAGUUUCUUAGGCAAAUACUUCCCGGCCGAGACCAGAGCACUCACUCUCAGACACGAAGGGAACAGCUUAUAUAAGAAAAACAAACCCCUGGCCGCCUUAGAGAAAUAUCACCAAGCUGUUGCAUUAGCCCCCAAAGACCACUUGCUGUUGAGCAACCGUGCACAGAUUAAUGCGAGUCUGAAAUGCUUUGAAGAUGCACUGCAUGAUGGAAAUGCUGCUUGUAACAUCCAGCCUUUCUGGUCUAAAGGUCACUUAAGAAAAGCACAAGCACUAGCUGGCCUGCAGAAAAUGGACAAAGCUUUGAAGGAGUAUCUAAUUUGUAUUGCUUUAGAUUCAGAAAAUAAAACAGCAAAAAUGGAAGCCCAAAAGAUCCUGUGUGAUUUGCUCUCGCCCAUUGCUGAAAAUAUACAUCAAAGGUUACCUGACAUAAUGCAAGUUAUGUCUCCACGAUCUCGAAUUAAGGGAAUUGUCCUGAACUCACUGAAUUCUAGAAAUUCCAGCAAUGUAUUUGAAAAUUCAUGCAAGGUAAAUGUUGAUACAACUGGCUUUGACACCAAACAAGAAUGGAAGACCCACUCCUACUGUAACUCAACGAAACCAGCUCAAGUAAUGAGUGAAAACCAAGACACUUUGAAGAAUUUGUCCACAGAACCAGCCUUGAUGAUUUCCGAAAGGAAGAAUACUUUGAAAACACAGCGCAGUUCUAUUAAAGAUGAAGAACCUGGAACAACUGAAGGCUACACCAAAUGCAAUAAGCGAGCCAGGUCACAGAGUCCCGGGAGAGAACAUGAUAUCUUACCGAAGCUCGUUGAUGCGUUUGACCUGGAGUGUUCCCUAUGUAUGAGGUAUGAGGUACCUGCUAGUUCCUGCUAUUGUGUUGAUGCAAAUGUUACCAUAUUAAGUGAUAAGGACCAACUGCUGGCAAAUGGGACUGGAUUAAUUGGGAUGUCUGGUUGGCAUGGUCUCAACAAAGCUGUGCCAAUAUUUAUCUGCACUAUGGCGUACCCCACUGUCCCAUGCCCACUACACAUCUUCGAACCCCGUUACCGGUUAAUGAUCAGAAGAUGCAUGGAGACUGGCAACAAACAAUUUGGAAUGUGCUUAAGUGAUCCAGUUAAAGGUUUUGCUGAUUAUGGCUGUAUGCUGGAGGUCAGAAGUGUUGAGUUGUUUUCGGACGGUCGUUCAGUUGUGGACACUAUUGGCAGAAGAAGGUUUAAAGUGUUACGACACAGUGAAAAGGACGGAUACAGCACUGCAGAUAUUGAAUACCUUGAAGAUAAAAAGGUAGAGGGAGAAGCUUACGCUGAACUCGUUCGUCUGCAUGACCUUGUCUAUGAUCAGGCAUACCUGUGGUUCAGCUCACUCAAGCAAGUAUUGAAGACUCGAAUUCUCAGCCACUUUGGACCAAUGCCAAGGAAGGAUACAGAUAUACAGGCCAGUCCCAAUGGCCCAGGCUGGUGCUGGUGGUUGCUGGCUGUGCUGCCACUCGAGAGUCGGGCUCAGCUUCCUUUCCUCGCCAUGACAACGCUUCAGGAACGCUUGAAUGGCAUUAGACGUGUGUUAUUGUUCAUGUCGCGCAACUGUGCACGAUGACUGACUGACUGGUUUGAUUGCUGUGGUAGGAACGACUGUCAGCUCCACAAUAGUGACGUUUUUUUCUACAUUCAUGUCUUAUCUGAAGCAGUCUGAUAAAAGGAGUAUCAUCUAUUGAAGGAUGUGCAUAGUCAGGAUGAUUUGAAGAGUGUUACUGAUAAUAUAAUCAAUUGACGGCAUUUAGUGCUUACGCCUCAGUACUAUUUUGUGACUAUUUUUACAGCCUAAUCCCAAUAAUAUCUUAUUUUGAGAAUGUAUAUUUUUGUUAAGUCAUAUGUAUAUUUAUGGAGCUACAGAAGUAUGAAAAAUAUUUAUGCAUUCUUAUCUACUCAGAAUUCAGUCUGGGGCUAAGAUGAAAUAUCUGUAAGGAAUAUACAAACUACAAAAUAGAUUCAAAUGAUAAAAUGUUCUACUGGACAUAGUAAAAGGAAUGUACUAUUUAUUUCUGGAAAACAAAUACACUGGGAAGUAGAGAUCUUCAUGCAAUCUUUCUUUUUGGGGUGAAUCUUAAAACUAUUUUGUUAGACAUAUGCUACAUUCAAUAUUUUCUUGUUACUCUUUGUAAGAUCCACAUUCAAACUUUCCUCCCCCUUCUGCUCUCCGUUACAAAGAAUUAUGAACAAACCGAAGCCAAAAAGGUAGGUGGACAAUUGAUUCACAAGAAACCUAGCAGUAGUUUGUAGGACAAAGUCAGAAGUUACACGAAGCCGGGUGAUAGUCCAACAGGUUUAUUUGAAAUCAGAAGCUUUCUGAGCGCUGCCCCUGACUCCACCUGACAAAGGGGCUGUGCUCUGAAAGCGUGUGAUUUCAAAUAAGCCUGUUAGACUAUCACCUGGUGUCAUGUGACUUCUGACUUUGUCCACGCCGGCAUCUCAUCAUAGUAGUUUGUAGCUGUGAGGAGGCAUGGGAGAUGGCUGGAGUUGACAAAUACCUUUUACUGUUCCUGUUCUCUCUCAUCUUACCCCCUCCACCCCAUGAAGCUGCAAUUGAGUUCCUCCUUGUAGUAACACAGCUGAGAUCAGGGAUUUAAAGCUCUUAUCGCACUGUAGCACGGUGCUCCCAUUGUGCCACUCUGCCAUCCAUAAUUUCCUCUGGGUAAAAUGUAUUUAAAGCCUAAUGUUAAGUAGCAUUUAUAGUCAUAAGAAACACUUGUCUUCCAUGGACACCACUGCGUCCAGCACAAAAUACAAGGAUGGACCACUUAGCCUGGGGAUUUUUUUUACUUGAAAGCAUGUUUGCACCUUGUCGGAUUUUGGAUUCCUGUUAUAUUAUCAGUAACAUUCAGUUUAACCUGAAAAUGUGCACAUUCCUUCUUAUGUGUUCUCAUAAAGCCAAAGCUAAAUAUAUUUAUUAUCUUAUUUUUGCAACAAUCCAUGUCGUAUGCACGCAGCAUUCAGAGGUGUGCAAUAAUUUAACCUGCCUAUACCUAUUAAAUUUGUCACAUUCUUUUGUGAAGUAUAAUGUCACAAUCUUAAGUGAAACAUCAGGCUGAGUAUACUAAUGUGGAUUAGGAUAGAGUAGCAGAAUUCUGCUUUCUAAUACAUAUUCUGAUUAUAUGAAGUACUGUUUGGUUGAGAACAUUAUGUAUGUUUUAAAAACAUUAUUCAAAACAUGUAACUUUGUUUAGACCUAGUGAGUGUAAUUGUGGAAUUAAUUUUUAUCUAAACAUAAUCUUGACUGGUCGAUGCCCCUAGCCUUAAUAACUCUGUUAAUUGCUUUCUGACAGUUAAGCAAAACUGAACAAUGUUAAGUGCGUUGCAAUUGACCCCACAAUCUUUCGUGCUUGAAUGUAACAUAUUGCUUCAGUAGAACAACUCAGAUAUGCUGUGAAGUAAUUUUGAUGGCCUACCUACUAACAAAAGGCUAGGGGUUUGGUACUGGUUGAUUCUGAGUGAUCAUAUGAUAACUUGUCCUAUUUGCAUUGAGUGGGCUUAGUUUAAAAAAUUAUGAUUUAAAAUCAAGCCCCGAAUUAUUUACACAUGCUGUUUUAAGGUAUCACCCAAUCUGAAAACUAAAAAAUUGAGAGGCACUGUUUACUGACAUCAGAAAGAAGGAAUAUACAGAUUAGUGGUAGUCUCUAUUCCAGAGGUUUUAUUGUAACUAAUCGUUCCUUUUGAUGUGGUGUCUUAGCAGUGUUUGGCGAAUAAGCACAAUUUAGCAUAGAAUUUCAAUAAAACAACAGUGCCUCUUUAAAAUAUUUUUCUACUUAAAUUAUUCAUACAUGUUAUUAACAUUUCAGCUUAGCCUGCAUAAUCCAACAUACUCUUCCUCUCUCAGUCUUUCUUUUCUCACUAACUAAUGGUGUUUGUUUUAACAUGAAGUGAAAGUUCUGAUCUGACUCCUUAUCAGUAUUUUCUCUCCUUUGCAAAUUGACCAGUUGUUGUCUUAAAUUGGAUAAUGAUGCAAAUGGAGAAUUGAUGUCAAUUUCUAAAUUUCCAUCAAUUGGUGGAAGAAUUUUGUUUAACCACUUGUUCAGUGGAGUUAGGUGAAGACCAAUUUUGGUGUAGUAGACUGUGUGUACAUGUUAACGUGAAGAUGAAAAGCAAUAGAGGUCAAACACGAGUGGCACGUCAGACUAACGUGGGAGCGUACAUGGAUUGCGUUACUUACUGACAUACAGUAACUUCAAUUUCCCAUUGCAGAUGUAGAUUAAGGAAUCCAUUUGGGCUGUCGUAAAACACCUAUCCAAAAUGAAUAAAGUUUUGCAUUGCUCCAUUGUGUCUUAGGAGUACAGGGACAGAAAUGGGGAUUUGGCAUGAGCCUGUUCUGCCAUCAUCCUUCACAUAUAUCUUAACUCCAUCUACCUGCCUUGGUUCUGUAAUCCUUAAAACUUUGUCAGGCAGAAGUAUUAUCAAUCUUGUUUUUCGGUUGACCCCACCCCCCCCUACCCUUCUUGAAGUACAUCUAUUGAAUACCCCUGAAUGGCCCAAUUCCAAUUGUAAGGCUAAUCCUGAUUUUGGACACUACCAGCAGAGAAAGCAGUUUCUCUAUCAACUCCUUUGAUCAUUUUAAUCACCUCAAUUAAAUCACCCUUAAUCUUCUUUAUUCAAAGAAAUGCAAAGGUUGUCUGUGCAACCUGUCUGCCAAUGGAACUUGACUAAGUCAGAACUGACACUAGAUAAUGUCUCUUUCACAAUCCUACCUGGAAGAUCAGUCCUCUGGUCUUUUCCUUAUGCAUAAAGAAAUCCUUUCAAAUUUGAAUGAUCAUUUAACUAGUUUUGACCUAUGGUCUCUUGUUCUAGUUUUUAGACUUACCCAAUUAAACAACCUGCAUUUAUAUAAUGCCUUUACUAUAGCUAAACAUCCCAAAGUGUUUCAUGUGAAUAUACCAAACAAAGUAUAACUGACAGGUGCAAGGAGAUAUUAGAACAUCAUUUAUCCAGAGAGGUUGAUCUUCUUAAAGGAGGAGAGAUAGAAAAGAGGAAAGGCUUAGAGGGGAAAUUUGGACAUAAAUUAUAUUACUUGUAUAAUUUUAUAAGUUUAUUUUCCAGCUACCCUGUUUUAAGUGUAAAGAGCCCAGUUUCUCUAAUCUAUCCCUCACACAGAAUGUACAGCACAAAAACAGGCUUUUGGGUCAACUAUUUGUGCUGGUGUUUAUAUUCUUUGAUGCCAGGAAUCAAUUUCAUUCAUUUUUCUAUAUUUCCUCCAUAGGAUAAGAUGUAGUCUGACUAGGGAAUGUAUUAUCUUAGCCUAGUAUCCUCUCACUUACAUUAGACUGCUUGAGCAUUGCAACUAAGCAUUUGUUCUGGUUGUUGCUUCUCUUUGGUAAUUGUAAGCACUGAAUUUUUUAACAGUCCCAAAUCCCUUUCCAAUUCACCUUUUAAAAUGUCCUUUGUGAUGCCUGUUUCUCCUUCCAAUACAGAGAACAUCACAUUUGUCUAUAUUGAAUUUCAUGAACCAAAGCUACAUUAAUAAUGACUUGUACAGUUCAGUGCUGAAUUGAAAUGAACGUCAUCGUGUUUUACUGUUUCAUUUUGUGCCUUUGCUUCCUCCCCCGUUUACUUCAAGCACCAUCCAACUAGUUGAUCCUGAUGUUGGAGAGACUACUGUGAAUUUGUUGUGAUUUCUUUCUUGUUGUCACAUUGCAACACUUCAUUUUGUUUCUGGAACUCUGUCCUCCUUUAAGCUGUUGAAGCAGAGGGAACAAGUGGAGCUUUCAAGAAUGAAAUCAGAAGACAAAAAUAAAAGGGGAUAUGGAGUGAGGGCACUUAAAAGGAAAUAGAGGUGCACAUCGGCCAUGAUUUAACUGAAUUGCAGAGUAGUCUGGUGGGCCUCAAUGACUUUCUAAUUGUAAAAGAGUGAUUAUGAUCUAGAGCACCCUCCCAGGGAAUGUGCCUGAGACAGAUUCAAUCAAUGCUUUCAUGAAGGAAUUGGAUAAUUCUCUGAAGAGAAACCCAAGAAUUGCAGGACUACAGGGACAAAGCAGGGGAGUGGGUCUAGCUGAGUAGCUUUUACAGAGAGACAUAAUGGACCAAAUGGCUUCCUAUGGUGUUGUCAUUCUUUGAUUGUAAUGACCCUCUAUUUUUCUGCAGUUAGAAGAAAAACAAAAAGGCCACAUGCCUCCUGGAAUUUGAAAUUUAAUGUGUCUUCAUUUUUUGCAGUCUGUGUAAUAAUUGUACAACUAUUCCUGUGAAAUUAACUGAAGAGUUUGUUGAAUGUCUUUGUGACCAUUGAUGUUAUUUAGUAACUAGUCCCUAGUUUCCAGCUAUGUUUGUUGUCUAUAUAAAUGGGACACUCGAGAAGCAAAUGUUUAAAUAAACUAAGAAUUGGAAGUGCAAUUAAAAUGAUGUGUUUGUGGCAAAUAAGACAACCAUGAUGUGAAUAAAACCAUGCUUACCCUGUA